Messenger RNA from Linum trigynum, 617 nucleotides. Lineage: Eukaryota; Viridiplantae; Streptophyta; Magnoliopsida; Malpighiales; Linaceae. The record is from the annotation of a GenBank genome assembly.
ACCCCCCAGCUUCCCUCUGCUCGUCACCCCUCCCACCCCCUAUGCUCGUCGCCGGCGGAAGAUUCCUCCCUAGCUUGGCUCUGCUUGUCGCCCCCAAAUCCCUCUGCACGUUGACGGUGAAAUUCUCCUCCGCUGCUGCGCCGCUCAAGGACGAAGAAGAAAAGAAUUGCUCUGUUGCGAGUCAGACUGAGUGGUUACUUCUUCCUCCUCACUAUCGCUCGGCAGUAGCAGACGAUGGAACCCGAUUGGCGCACCCAGCAGGCAUGGCGGCGACGACGGGGAGGACCGAGCCGCAGAGCAGACGCGCGACCGCUGAAGCAGAGCAAUGGAUCUUUCUUAUCUUCUUCGUUCUUGAGCGGAAUAGUAGCGGAGGCGGAGAAAAGAACAACCGGAGAGACAAUUCCGCCGGUGGGGAUUGGGCCGGAUGGGAUUAGGGAGAUGGCGAUGGCGACGUCGACAAGGCAGACCUGGGGAGGUAGCCGCCUCGAGGAAUCCCUAGGUCGAGCGGUGCAGCGGAAGGCACUUGUGGCGGCGACGGUGACUCCCGGACGAACGGCGGUGACAGUGAAGAAUCCUAGUGCGAAGUUAGAGACUGAGAAUAAAAGCGUGUGGCAAAA